Molecule: messenger RNA, 1527 nt
Organism: Naegleria lovaniensis
Lineage: Eukaryota; Heterolobosea; Eutetramitea; Acrasida; Naegleriidae
Exons: 5
Coding region: 1-1527 (508 amino acids)
Biological process (GO): acetate metabolic process
Molecular function (GO): acetate CoA-transferase activity
Source: RefSeq, a predicted model, not a curated record
AUGAAACGCUCGAUUACAUCCAUAAAAUCCCAUCACAAACGAGUCACACGCAACAACCUUGCCCAUAAUGCUAAUGGUUUUUUAAAUAGCGUGAUCACCACCACUUCACAGAUUCGAAGUCUUUUAUUAAGUUCUCAAAACACAACCAAAGAGACGAACAUUCCUUUCCAGCAAAAGCUUCUUUCCGUCGAGGAAGCCCUCCAUCGAAAUAUUCAUGAAGGAGAUCGAGUGUUUCUUCAGACAGGUUGUGGAGUUCCCAAAUAUCUGGUGAAACAUUUGAAAUGCCUCAUUACCCCUUCCAAACCCUUUCAAAAGAAAAUUGAAAUCGUUGGUCUCCAUCUCAAUUACUAUCCCAAUGACCAACCUCCUCAUCUUCAAUUCGAAUACCUGCCUUACUUUCAUACGUCGUCCAUCUUUAUGGGUCCUCAUGAAAGGAGAGCUCUCCAAGAGUGCCAUCUCCAUGCCAGUGAGGAAAAUGCUCCGGUCGAUUAUAUUCCCAUCUUCCUCUCUGAAGCUCCCAUGCUUUUCAAAUCAUCGAAAUAUCCCAUUGAUGUUGCGUUGAUUCAGGUAAGCCCUCCCGAUUCUCAUGGUUAUUGCUCAUUAGGUCCUUCAGUGGAUGUGAGUGUUGCUGCUGUGCAAAGUGCUCGUCGAGUUGUGGCUCAAAUCAAUCCUCAAUGUCCUCGAACUCAUGGAGAUGGUUUUGUUCAUGUGAAUCAUAUUGAUGCCUUUGUAGAACAUUCGGAAGAGAUUUCUGAAUUACUGCUACCUGAGGAAGCUUCUCUUUCAAAAGAAGAACAAGAAGCGAAUAAGAAUAUUGGAGAAUUUGUUGCCAAAUUAACUCCCAAUCGUGCUUGUUUACAAUUAGGUAUUGGAGCCUUACCAAAUGCUAUUUGUUCCUCAUUGAUUCAUCAUCAAGAUUUGGGAAUUCAUUCAGAAACCUUUUCCGAUGGCAUUCUACAAAUAAUUGAGAGUGGGGCUGUAACGAACAAGUACAAGACCAUACAUCCAGGACAUUCGGUUUGUUCAUUUGUUAUGGGCUCUCGUAAAUUGUAUGAUUUUAUUGAUGAUAAUCCGGAAGUGAUAUUUCGAACCGCAGAUUAUGUGAAUGAUGGAACUCAUAUAAGGAUGAACAGUAAUGUGGUGGCCAUAAACAGCGCAAUUGAAAUUGAUAUUACAGGUCAAGUCUGUGCUGAUUCGAUUGGAACUCACAUGUAUAGUGGUGUGGGUGGGCAGUUGGAUUUCAUGUCCAGUUCUGCCAAAUCAGAAGGAGGAAAACCCAUCAUUGCCAUUCAUUCCUGUACGAAAAAGGGAGAUUCAAAGAUUGUUUCUACUUUGAAACAAGGUUCUGGAGUGGUGACAACUCGAGCUCACGUGCAUUAUGUGUGUACAGAAUAUGGAAUUGCAGAACUGUAUGGCAAAAGUAUGAAGGAUCGAGCACAAGAACUGAUUCGAGUGGCACAUCCAAAACAUCGAGAGCGACUCGUUAGGGAGGCAAGAGAGUUUUAUGGAUUUAAUCUUAAAGAUUAA